AUGUCGUACUGCAAGCAAUUCAAUGGGGGCAAGGAUAAAGUUAUCUUUGCCACGAAGGAAGAUCUCGCGGGACCGAGUAAAAUUGUACUCCCAGAGUCAGAUCCAGCGCCGGGGCUAAUUCUCCCCAAUGGGGAUAUUAAUUGGAAUUGCCCAUGCCUAGGGGGGAUGGCCACGGGACCGUGUGGAGUGGAAUUCAGGGAAGCUUUCUCCUGCUUCCACUACAGUGAAGUGGAGCCAAAGGGAUCAGAUUGCUACGAGGCUUUCUCCCAGAUGCAGUCGUGCUUCUCCAAAUACCCAACUGUGUACAACAAGAGCGGUGACAAUGAUGAGGAUGACGAAGGCAUUCAAGGAGAGGCUCAAAUGAAGGUAGAUGAGUUACUUGAGGGUGCAACGGAAGAGCGGCCGCCUCCGGAAAGUCCCGCCGAAGCAUCCGGAGGGGAAGUAGAGAGAAAAAAGUGAUUCUGUGCAAAAAAAGACUCCUAAGUUUAUUUAGAAAUUGUGACUAAUAAAGAAUAUACCGCAAAUUGUCUUCUUUCGCGGUAAAGUUUAGUCGAACAAAUUGAGAGAGAAAUUUAAAAUAAAAAGUAGAAAUUAUUUUAAUGAUAAAA
Lutzomyia longipalpis is the source of this 608-nucleotide messenger RNA. RefSeq names its product mitochondrial intermembrane space import and assembly protein 40-B. Bases 1 to 459 code for a protein of 152 amino acids. Gene Ontology annotation, biological process: protein import into mitochondrial intermembrane space. Gene Ontology annotation, molecular function: protein-disulfide reductase activity. The record is from RefSeq and is a predicted model, not a curated record. The transcript has 2 exons. NCBI's taxonomy places the organism in Eukaryota, Metazoa, Arthropoda, Insecta, Diptera, Psychodidae. Gene Ontology annotation, cellular component: mitochondrial intermembrane space.